AUCUACCACUUCCGAGUAUUUCAGUGUCUCUCACUGAGUGUAUGUGUCUGUGUCCAAUGAGGGCUUGUUUCCAGGUGUGUCAGAUGGUGACUUGAGUGUGGGACUCUGCCUAUGACAGUUUGUGUCUGGUAUCUGAGAGAAUUGCAUGUUUGCGUGGGUCUGUCAGUGCCAGUGCAUCUGUAGUUUGUCUGGAUACUUUCAGUGAUAAGACUGUGUUAUCUGAUAGUGUGUAUGUGAUUGGAUCUAUUUUUGUGACAUUGCUUAUCUAUGUAGUGUUCAUAUCACUACAUGCCUGCUCUGGAGCUGUGUGUGUGCACAUGCGCGCACAUGUGUAACAUCUGUAUAUUCUUGUGACAGAAUCUGGGUCCCUCAUAUCUGGGGCAAUUUUUAUGUAUGUAAAUGUGGGUAUCUGGUGGUAAUGGUGUGCUUGCAACAGGUUUGUCAGUUUCUGGUGGGACAUAGGUAUUAAAUGGUCCCAUGGGACAGUACAAGUAAAGUCGUAUCAUUGUGUUUCUGGGAUCUUAUUUUCUGGGUGUAUCUUCAUGUGCAUCUAGGUCUAGAACAAGUCUGCCUAAAUGUAUCUGACUGUAUCUUUCAUGGUGGUUCUCCCUCCCUCUGUGUAUGUCUGUGUGUGGGUGUGUGACUUCCACACACAACUGUAGGUCAGAAAACAACUUGUAGGGAUCGCAUACAGGUUGGCAGACUUGGGUAGCAAAUACCCUUUCCCUCUGAGUCAUCUCACCUGCAGUGCUUUUGGUUUUAAGUCACAUUCUCACUAUGUUCCCUAGUCUGACCACCGAUUCAUGGUGGUCCUCCUGACUCAGCAUACAGAGGACUUGGGUUUCACAUGUACCCUACAUUGCCUAGCUUUCCAUGUAUCUUCGGAGUUGUGUGGCUGUCUUCCUGGACAUGAGGCCCUCUGGAUAUUUACACAGACAUGGCUGUUCACUUCUUCAGCCUUUCAGAUCCUACCUCUUAAACAAGGACGUUGUAGUUCCCACAAGAACCAAGCCUUGUCAUUAUAGAUUCUAGACCCCCUGACUGGGUCUAGUGCUAAGUCUAGCCAGGUUUGUGUAGGAUAAUGGCAAUUAAAAUCACCCUACAGGGGCCAAACUGCCAUUGAUGGCCCUGCUUCCCUUCUUGUCAUGGUGGAGAUAAAUGUUUCCUUCCCUGAAUAAUGGAAUAAUGGACCAGCUCUUCUAUAAGGGCCUGAUUACAGUUUUGAGGCAAAGGAUGCCUAAGCUUGGGUGAGAAACACCCUUGCAUCAUAGUACCAUGCAUAGCUCCAGGUUCUGAUUGGGUUUUUUGGUUGUUGUUGUUGUUGGGGUUUUUUGUUUGUUUGUUUCCCGAGACAGGGUUUCUCUGAAUAACAAGUCCUGACUGUCUCUAAACUCACUCUGUAGACCAGGCGGGUCUCGAACUCAUAGAGAUCCGCCUGCUUCUGCCUCUCGAGUGCUGGAAUUAAGGUAUGCGCCACAACCGCCAGGUUAGGCUUUGAUUCUUAAAAGCUGGUUUGGCGUUGUCUCCUCACCGAUCCAAAGCUGCAAAAGCGACGGCGGCAGCAAACCUGCAUCCUAGGAAAGGAGGCUGCGCUUUCUUUUUUAAGUGUGUACACACACCCCACCACACUAACAACCAAAACAAACGGGGUUGUCGCAAAGGGAUUCCCAAAACCUGUUCGUGAGUGCUUGUGCGCGAGCGCGUGUGUCUGUGUGUCUGCGCGCGCGCCCGCCCCCGCCCCCACAUUUGCAUACAGGCCCCGCCUCCGCGGAAGAACCUGGCAUGUAUUUGCAUAAGGGACACUUGAAACGUUGGUGGUGGCAUGCAAAUAAGGACUGGCUCCGAUUGGCCGGGGUACAGCAGGUGCCGUGUCCGGAUUGAUCAAAGCCAGGUGGGCGGGGCUGUCGCGCAGGGCGACUCUCCGGGAGGCGCGUGCCCCGGCUCAGUAGCGUUGGGGCUGGCGCGCGCGACGAAUCUCAACGCCGCGCCGUCUGCGGGCGCUUCCGGGCCACCAGAUUCCCUACCUUCCACCCUGGCGCCCCCCAGCCCUGGCUCUCCAGCCGCUCUGCCCCGGGCAUCCACGCCCUGCGGGCUCAGCGGAUUCAGCGGGCUCAAUCUACGUAGCUCCUCCUCCAUGUUGACCAAGCCUCUGCAGGGGCUUCCUUCGCCCCCUGUAACCCCCACGCAGCCUCCAGGUGGCAAGAAUCGGGCAGCUUUCGAGGCCGAAUACCGACUUGGCCCCCUCCUGGGUAAGGGAGGCUUUGGCACCGUCUUCGCGGGACACCGCGUCACAGAUAGACGUCAGGUGGCCAUCAAAGUAAUCUCCCGGAGCCGUGUGCUAGGCUGGUCCACCGUGUCAGACUCAGUGACUUGCCCACUUGAGGUAGCACUGCUGUGGAAGGUGGGUGAAGGCAACGGGCAUCCAGGUGUGAUACGCCUGCUUGACUGGUUUGAGACCCCAGAGGGCUUCAUGCUGGUCCUUGAACGGCCUAUGCCUGCCCAGGAUCUUUUUGACUACAUCACAGAGAAGGGCCCGCUGGGUGAAAGCCGUAGCCGCAGCUUCUUUACCCAAGUAGUGGCAGCUGUCCAGCACUGCCAUGCUCGCGGAGUUGUCCAUCGCGAUAUCAAGGAUGAGAACAUCCUGAUAGACCUCUGCCGGGGUUGUAUUAAACUCAUUGAUUUUGGUUCUGGGGCCCUGCUGCAUGAUGAACCAUACACGGACUUUGAUGGGACAAGGGUGUAUAGCCCUCCAGAGUGGAUCUCUCGACAUCAGUACCAUGCCCUCCCAGCUACUGUCUGGUCACUGGGUGUCCUCCUCUAUGACAUGGUCUGUGGGGACAUUCCCUUCGAGAGGGACCAGGAGAUUCUGGAGGCUGAGCCCCACUUUCCUGCUCAUGUCUCCCCAGAUUGCUGUGCCCUAAUCCGCCGGUGCCUGGCCCCUAAACCCUGCUCCCGACCUUCACUGGAGGAGAUUCUGCUGGACCCCUGGAUGCAAACACCAGCUGAAGAAGCGCCCAUCAAUCCCUCCAAAGGAAGCACCACCCCCUUACCCUGGUCCCUGCUUCCCUAGGCCCAGCCAGGCUCUCUGGUUGGAAUCCCAUGGUCAUGCUACAGGGAUAGAUGGACAUCUGUUGACCUGGUUAUACAGGUUGUUAAAGAUCCAGUAUUACUAAGGUCAGGGAAUAAGGAUCAGGGGUCAGAAGAUAGCCAAGUCUGCCCAGUUCCUAUCCCAAUCCUGUGAAGGAGCUCUCCUCCCGGAACCUGUGGUCCCUUAUUUGGGAGGGGGGAGUUACUUGUUUCUUGUUCUGUUAAGGAUGUUUAUUUGGUUGGAUUCCUUCCCUUCUAGGCCCUAUGAUUCUUAUUAUGACAUUGUAGUCCCUACACUGGCACCUCCUAUACUACUACCACAAACUUAGACACUUAGUUUAAAUGCUCUCACUCGGGCAAGGGUGCUUUCCUUAAAUACCCCAGCAGCUCUUUAGCAAAAGGGCCCUUACCCUGGGAUCUCAAUUCAGUUGCUGCUUGCCUGCCUUAGCCCAGAAAUGAUUAUUCUGGGGAAGGUAACACCCUAUUAAGCCCUAUUAAUUAGUAUCCCACUGCUUUUUUAAUUUUAAUUUUAUUUUAUUUUAUUUUUUGGUGAGGGGACCCUAUUGUUAUCCCAAGUGCUCUUAUUCUGGUGAGAAGAACCUUACUUCCAUAAUUUGGGAAGGAAUGGGAGAUGGACAUCAUCGGACACCACCAGAGACUAGGAUGGGAUGGUUUUGGGGGGAUGGGAUGGAGGAAAUAAGUCUUACUGUUUGUUCUCCUGGGGUCCCCCCUCUCCAACUUUUGCUGCCUCCUCCUGAGCCAGGAUUGUCCAGUGGUAAAGUGUAAAUAAUUAUGUACUGGAGGUAGGAGAGCUGCAGCUGUGCCCUCCUGUCCCUUCUCCCCCUGCCUGGAUUAUUUAAAAAGCCAUGUGUGGAAACCUAUUUAAUAAAUAAUGAAGUCACGAA
Alexandromys fortis (reed vole) is the source of this 3992-nucleotide messenger RNA. It is a transcript of the gene Pim2, whose product is annotated as Pim-2 proto-oncogene, serine/threonine kinase. The record is from RefSeq and is a predicted model, not a curated record. NCBI's taxonomy places the organism in Eukaryota, Metazoa, Chordata, Mammalia, Rodentia, Cricetidae. Gene Ontology annotation, biological process: regulation of mitotic cell cycle; negative regulation of apoptotic process; protein autophosphorylation. Gene Ontology annotation, molecular function: ATP binding; protein serine/threonine kinase activity. Gene Ontology annotation, cellular component: cytoplasm. Bases 1823 to 3070 code for a protein of 415 amino acids. The transcript has 6 exons.